AUGUUUCCAAAAGCCCCCAGCGACUCCGUGGAUUGGAACCGACUCGGCCUACAAGGAUUCGAUCAGGCAUCUCACAUCGAGGUCUCGUACAAUGCCGAAACUGGGGGCUGGGGCGAGCCCAGAAUCGUCCAAGACCCGUGGUUGCGAGUCCACGGUCUCUCGCCUGGACUGAACUACGGCCAACAAUGCUAUGAAGGCGUGAAAGCGUGUCGGACGGCCGAUAAUCGUAUUCUGAUCUUCCGCCCGGAGAAACAUGCGGCUCGAAUGGUGAAUUCGGCAAAGGUGGUGUCCAUCCCACCGCUGCCAGAAGCAUUUUUCGUGGAAUGCCUGCAGCGUGUGGUGGGAGCCAACUCGGAGUUCGUGCCGCCGCAUGACAGUAAUGCAUUGCUGUACAUUCGUCCGAUUCUCUUCGGCUCGAGUGCACAGCUGGCGCUGACAUCGCCAAAAGAGUUCACCUUCUGCGUCUACAUCCAGCCAGGUUCCGCCUACCACGGGGUUGGUGCACAAGACGCCGUGGUGCUUGAGGAGUUCGAUCGAGCAGCCCCCCGGGGAGUGGGCAAUGCGAAGGUUGGCGGCAACUAUGCCCCGGUCAUGAGGUUCAGCGACGCAGCGCGUAAAGAAGGAUACGCCCUCACCCUCCAUCUUGACAGCGCCACUCGUACUGAAAUUGACGAGUUUUCCACCUCUUCCUUCAUCGGCGUUCGGGAAACUCAGGGUCAUUUUACCCUGGUUGUGCCGAAUAGCCCCAACGUCCUGCCCAGUGUCACCUCCGACACGUGCGUAGAAAUGGCCAAAUCUUUGGGCUGGACUGUUGAGAAGCGCAGCAUUAAAUGGGAUGAGCUUCCUUUCUUUUCCGAGGUCAUGGCUGUUGGCACUGCCACGCUGCUGCUGCCCAUCGGGUCGAUCACCCGCAAAUCGACGGGGGAGAAAUUCGUAUAUGGCCAAGGCAACAAGAACGCCGGCCCAUGUUGUCACGCCUUGCGCGAGGCUAUCGACAAUAUCAUGCGUGGCAAGGCUGAGGACACAAAGUCCUGGUGCACCCAACUCGUCGAGUUUCCGACUGCGGCAAGCGCAUAG
Molecule: messenger RNA, 1077 nt
Organism: Exophiala dermatitidis NIH/UT8656
Lineage: Eukaryota; Fungi; Ascomycota; Eurotiomycetes; Chaetothyriales; Herpotrichiellaceae
Product: branched-chain amino acid aminotransferase
Exons: 6
Coding region: 1-1077 (358 amino acids)
Biological process (GO): branched-chain amino acid metabolic process
Molecular function (GO): branched-chain-amino-acid:2-oxoglutarate transaminase activity
Source: RefSeq, a predicted model, not a curated record